This is a messenger RNA of Erinaceus europaeus (western European hedgehog), 2126 nucleotides long. It is a transcript of the gene RAD51C, whose product is annotated as RAD51 paralog C. The transcript has 9 exons. Gene Ontology annotation, cellular component: Rad51B-Rad51C-Rad51D-XRCC2 complex; Rad51C-XRCC3 complex; replication fork. Gene Ontology annotation, molecular function: crossover junction DNA endonuclease activity; ATP-dependent DNA damage sensor activity; ATP binding. Bases 85 to 1200 code for a protein of 371 amino acids. NCBI's taxonomy places the organism in Eukaryota, Metazoa, Chordata, Mammalia, Eulipotyphla, Erinaceidae. The record is from RefSeq and is a predicted model, not a curated record. Gene Ontology annotation, biological process: meiotic DNA recombinase assembly; DNA repair; reciprocal meiotic recombination.
UGCUCGUGUGGGCGGGUUUGAACGCCCAGGGAUCAGCGUUCCGGAUUUGGCGCGCUGCAGCGCGCGCAGUCGUCGGACUUUGAAAUGCAGCGGGAUUUAAUAAAUUUUCCUCUGUCCCCAGCGGUGAGGGUGAAGCUGGUGUCUGCAGGUUUCCAGUUUGCUGAGGAACUCCUAGAGGUGAAACCCUCGGAACUCAGCAAAGAAGUUGGGAUAUCUAAAGAGGAAGCCUUAGAAACUCUGCAAAUUCUAAGAAGAGACUGUCUCACAAAUAAACCAAGAUAUGCUGGUACAGCUGGGUCAGGCAAGAAGUGUACAGCACUGGAACUCCUUGAGCAGGAGCACACCCAGAACUCCAUAAUCACCUUCUGUUCAGCACUAGAUAAUGUUCUUGGGGGUGGAGUGCCCUUAACCAAAACAACAGAAAUUUGUGGUGUACCAGGUGUCGGAAAAACACAAUUAUGUAUGCAGUUGGCUGUCGAUGUGCAAAUACCAGACUGUUUUGGAGGAGUGGAGGGUGAAGCAGUUUUUAUUGAUACAGAGGGAAGUUUUAUGGUUGAUAGAGUGGCUGACAUCGCUGCUGCUUGCAUUCAGCACCUUCAGCGUGUAGCAGGAACACAUAUGGGAGAAGAGUACCUAAAAGCUUUGGAGCAUUUCACACUUGAAAAUAUACUUUCCCAUAUUUAUUACUUUCGUUGUCAUGAUUAUACAGAGCUACUGGCACAGAUAUACCUCCUUCCAGAAUUUAUUUCAGAACACUCAAAGGUCCGACUAGUGGUAGUGGACGGCAUUGCUUUCCCUUUUCGUCAUGACCUAGAUGACCUCUCACUUCGAAUUCGAUUGCUAAAUGGCCUUGCACAGCAGAUGAUCAGCCUUGCAAAUAAUCACAGAUUAGCUGUAAUUUUAACCAACCAGAUGACAACAAAGAUUGAUAAAAAUCAGGCCUCACUAGUUCCUGCAUUGGGUGAAAGUUGGGGACAUGCUGCUACAAUACGACUCAUCUUUCACUGGGACCAAAAGCAAAGGUUGGCCACAUUGUACAAAUCACCAAGCCAGAAGGAAUCUACAGUACAGUUUCAAAUCACACCUCAGGGAUUUAGAGAUGUUGUUGUUGCUGCUUCCUGUUCAUUGCAGACUGAAGUUUCAAUGAAUUCUCGGAAAAGAUUACGAGAAUCAGAGGAAGAACAGGAUCCCAAAGAUUAGUGUCAAUAUGUAUAUAUGUGUGUGUGUGUGUGUCUGUGAUAUGAGUUGCAGUGCUUACAAGUAGUAUACAAAUAGUAGAUGUCUUAUUUUAAAAAACACACAAGGGGGAAGUCGGGCACGUGGCGCAAAGUGGAAGGACUGGCAUAAGGAUCCUGGUUUGAGCCCCAGCUCCCCACCUGAAGGGGAGUUGCUUCACAGGUGGUUAAGCAAGUCUGCUGGUGUCUAUCUUUCUCUCCCCCUCUCUGUCUUCCCCUUCUCUCUCCAUUUCUCUCUGUCCUAACAACGAUGACAUCAAUAACAAUAAUAACUACAACAAUAAAACAACAAGGGCGGGAGUGGGGCGGUAGCGCAUCAGGUUAAGCGCAUGUGGCGCAAAGCAUAAGGACCUGCAUAAGAAUACCGGUUGGAGCCCCUGGCUCCCUACCUGCAGGGGAGUCGCUUCACAGGUGGUGAAGCAGGUCUGCAGGUGUUUGUCUUUCUCUCCCCCUCCCUAUCUUCCCCUCCUCUCCAUUUCUCUCUGUCCUAUCUAACAACAACGACAUCGAUAACAAUAAUAACUACAACAAUAAAAAAACAAAAGGGAACAAAUAAAUAUUUUAGAAAAACAAGGGCAAGAAAAGGGAAUGAAUAAAUAAAUAUUUAAAAAAUGUUAAAUGUAAAACAUUAAUUCUCCAAUAAAGAAAUUAAAAGAAAAAAGAGGAAAAAAAAAACCGCACUAAGGGACCAGGUGGUGGUGUAUCUAGUUGAGCACACACAUUAUCAUGUAUAAAGACCUGGGUUCAAGCUCCCUCCAACUGCAGCAGUGGGGGUGUGGGGGCUCCAUGAGCAGUGAAGUAGAUCUGCAAGUGUCUAUCUUCUCUCACUAUCUCCCUGUCUACUUCCAAUUUCUCUCAAUCCUAUUAAAUAAAAUAGAAAAAGAAAAAUGG